AGUCUCCCGCUGCUCGAAGAAGUUUGAAACUUUGGAUGAAAACCGCCCCACGUACUCCUCCAUCUCUAUCCCCAUCUGGUUUCUGUUUGAAGAUUUCUCUCAAGCUAAAAGAGGCCGCUGCAGGAUACUAGGUCAUGGCCCCAACGACUCGUAAUACUGGAUGAGUCCAUGUACAGCCUAAUUCCUCUCAGCCACACCAAGCAGCUAUGGAUGAUGUUGCCGUUGUUCAGCCCCUUAACGAACCAGAAAUUGGAAUUGAAGAAACUGCAAGUAGUAGGAAAAAAUGCAAUAGAGUUCGAGGUCCCACUUUUAUGUGUAAAGUUUGGGGCUAGCAAGAAGAUGAGCGUGUGAAAGUUUCAUUCAAUGACAAGGGACAACCGAUUUCCAAUAAUAGCAUCUUGAGUCACUUCUUAGGAACUAUAGCAAGAAAUGGGAAAUAUGCGCCUCUCCACUACAAGAGUUGGCCCAAGAUGCCUCGAGUUUACAAGGACGAUAUGUUUGCAUUGGUAUUGCAAAAAUUUGAUUUCUGCGCUGGUCACAAGAGGUGGAUCUUGAGAUCACUUUCGAAAAAGUGGAGAAACUGGAAGGCUACAGUGAAGAGGGACAACUUUGAUUCUGACCUACCCAUUGAGGAGCAAAUACAUAGUCCUCCGGAUCGAGUGCAAGCAGACCAAUGGAAAGAACUUAUUAAGUAUUGGCAUGGUGAUGCGAAGAAAGUUAGUGAUAAAAAUAAGGAUAGUCGAGCAGGGCAAUCUACCAUUUAUAGGAUGGGCAAAACUCCACUAGCCAUAGUAAGAGAGGCUGAGGCAAAAAACCUCGGCCAUGAUCCAUCGCGUGCACAUUUAUUCCUUACUUGCUUCACAGACAAUGGCAAGGUCUCAGAUGAGGAAUUGCGAAAAAAAAUAGAAAAAAUGAAAGAGCUGUCCAAACAAGUUCCAGAGGGUGAACUUGAUUCUUCUAGUCUAAAUGAUGUAUUUUCCCAAGCUAUGGGCAAAGAGAAAUCUGGAAGUGUGCGCAUGUAUGGGCUAGGGGUUUGCCCAUCUGAUGUUUGGGGUGAAGUGCCUAGCAGUGGCACAUCUUAUAGGAUGUCAAUGGAGUGGAAGACAGAGCUAGAUAAAACAAACAAAAAGUUGGAAAAGCUAUCGAAUUUAUAUUUGCUGAGUCGUACAAAUGGGGGUAACACCUCAAACAUUCUAGUUACAUCUCCAAACAUUCCAAUCGCAUCUCCGAACCAACAGAUUGGUUCUUCUACAUCUUUUUCCCAACGAGGACGAGUUAAGGUGGGGAAUUAUGUUAAUUUUAAGAGCGUAGCCAACCCAAUAAAUGUUGUAGGCAAAGGGCGGAUCGCUAGCAUGGAUCCAUCUACAGAGAUUGGUGGAGAAGAACUUGGAGCUAAUUGGUGUGAAAUUCAUGUUCAAGUCCCAAUCCUAUGGGAUGAGCAUUUGAUGAGGCCUUACGGAGGCCUUAAGACCGUUGGCGAUGCCAUCGGUACUCCAAUAGCAUGGCCUAUUUCUUUGGUAGUGAAAGAUGAUGAUGGCUGCUUUAUGGACUGAAUGAGAUCACUUGGAAGAUUCCUAGUAGAGAGUUAUGGCAUAUGGAUGCUGAACUUAUAAGUUUUGUUUUGUUUUUUACUAGUGGUUGUUUUUUUUGAUACCAUGGCAUCUCUCAUGGUAUUGUUCUAGUUUUUUGUUGGAAACUUUAGUAAGUUUCUUAGAAGUGAAGUUUGUUUUCUAGUGGAAACUUUAGUUUCUUUAAACUACUUCUAUUUCAUGUUUCCUUUUUUGUAUUUGGAUCCUUGUGAAUUUGUUGACUAGUAGUUUCUAUUGAAGUUAAUGACUAUGGCUUGUUGCA
This is a messenger RNA of Rhododendron vialii, 1851 nucleotides long. RefSeq lists its product as uncharacterized. The transcript has 9 exons. The coding region runs from base 471 to 1553 and encodes 360 amino acids. NCBI's taxonomy places the organism in Eukaryota, Viridiplantae, Streptophyta, Magnoliopsida, Ericales, Ericaceae. The record is from RefSeq and is a predicted model, not a curated record.